Thlaspi arvense is the source of this 669-nucleotide messenger RNA. Lineage: Eukaryota; Viridiplantae; Streptophyta; Magnoliopsida; Brassicales; Brassicaceae. The record is from the annotation of a GenBank genome assembly.
AUGGCGAUCACCUUUUCAGAUCUACACACAGAGGAGGGUGUCAAAUCCGUGGAGGAGCACCUCGCCGGAAAAACCUACAUCUCCGGGGAUCAAUUGUCUGUGGAUGACGUCAAGGUAUACGCUGCCGUUGUUGAGAAACCCAGCGAUGCCUUCCCUAAUGCUAGCAGGUGGUACGAUUCCGUUGCCUCCCACCUUGCCAAAAGUUUCCCAGGAAAAGCCGUCGGAGUGAGUAUCGGUGGCUCUGCUGCUCCUGCUCAAGCUGAGGCACCUGCUGCUGCUGCAGCUGAUGAUGAUGAUGACAUGGAUCUGUUUGGUGACGAGACCGAGGAGGAAAAGAAAGCUGCAGAGGAGAGGGAGGCUGCUAAGAAGGCCACCAAGAAGCCCAAAGAGAGUGGAAAGUCCUCUGUGCUCAUGGAAGUAAAGCCAUGGGAUGAUGAGACCGACAUGAAGAAGCUUGAGGAAUGUGUUCGCGCUGUUGAGAUGCCUGGUCUUUUAUGGGGAGCUUCAAAACUGGUACCAGUUGGAUACGGAAUCAAGAAACUCACGAUCAUGCUCACGAUUGUUGAUGACCUCGUGUCCCCGGACAACCUUAUUGAAGACUUUCUCACCUCAGAGCCCAACAACGAGUACAUCCAGAGUGUUGACAUCGUCGCAUUCAACAAGAUCUAG